Messenger RNA from Arabis nemorensis, 756 nucleotides. Lineage: Eukaryota; Viridiplantae; Streptophyta; Magnoliopsida; Brassicales; Brassicaceae. The record is from the annotation of a GenBank genome assembly.
AUGGAGAUGUGUAAGAGAGAGACAUUACUUCUCAUCUUUCUAACAGUCUCCUCAGUGGCAACCAGCACAAGUCCAUGGCUACCGAUAGACGGCAACGCUCCUGCGAGCUAUUGCUUAAGCUGGAGACUAGCAAUAGAGACCAACAAUGUACGUGCAUGGCGCGUUGUUCCUCUACAAUGUAUGCGUUACGUUGAGGUUUACAUGCUUGGUGGACAAUACGACAGAGAUGUCCAACUGAUUGUCGAACAAAUUAAGGUUUAUCUCAAUGAGAUAAUUCUCCCUGGUGAUGGCAUGAACGCAUGGAUCUUGGACGUUGAUGACACUUGCUUAUCAAACGUCUUUUACUAUCGGCUUAAGAGAUACGGAUGUGACCCUUAUGAUCCAACCGGAUUUAGAACAUGGGCGAUGAAAGGAGGAUCACCAGCAAUACAACCUGUUCUUGAAUUGUUCAAUAAACUGAUCGAAACCGGCUUCAAAGUAUUCUUAGUAACCGGAAGAAAUGAAGAGACCUUCCGCGACGCAACACUAGAAAAUUUGCAUAAUCAAGGAUUCACCGGUUAUGAAAGGUUGAUCAUGAGGACAAUAGAGAACAAAAGACAAAGCGCAACAACAUACAAAACAACAAUCAGAAAGCAAAUGAUGGAACAAGGUUACAGGAUAUGGGGCAAUGUAGGUGACCAAUGGAGUGACUUACAAGGAGAAUAUUCUGGGAAUCGUACCUUCAAGAUUCCUAAUCCUAUGUACUUUGUUCCCUAA